AUGGAACCUCUCACAACCCCCAACCCGGAGAAAUAUUCAAAGGCGGUGGGUUUAUCUUUUAAGGCUUCGAAUGCCAAUGGGAAGAUUUGGAUUUUUGUGGAGGAAGGGGCUGAUUUUGAGGUUGAGGACGAUUCGGAUCAGGUGCUCCAUGGGCGGUUCAUGUGCCCUCGUCUUCCAUGCCCCAUCUUGGUCUCGGCCGUGUAUGCAAAGUGUUCUAGAGGGGAACGGAUUCCUCUUUGGGACAAAAUGAGAGAAAUAUCAACUACCGCCGAGGGGAUGCCUUGGUCCAUUGGAGGGGAUUUCAAUACCAUUCUUUCCAUUCGAGACAGGUCGGGUAGCGACACCAAUCGGCAAGCAGAGAUGAUCGACUUCUCCGAGGCCAUUGAAGGCUGCCGGCUGCUCGAUCCAGGAUGUGAUGGCUCGGACUACACGUGGGCAAAGAAUGGCCUUUUUGAGAGGCUAGAUAGGGUCCUUCUAAGCGAAUCAUGGACCCAGAUAUUUGAGAGUGCGAGGGUCACGAAUCUUCCACGGGUCGCCUCGGACCAUGGCCCAGUGCUGGUGCAGUGCAGGUUGCCGAGUGUGCAUACCGGGGGCAGACCCUUCCGAUUCCAAAAUAUGUGGACCCGGCAUGCGGGAUUUAUCGAUCUGGUGCGUGAGGAUUGGGAUAGACCAACGGAGGCGGAGGGACUCCUUAACCCCCAAAUCAAACUCGCCCGCGUCAAGAAAGCCCUUAAGAGUUGGAAUAAAGAGGUUUUUGGCAAUAUUCACUCAAACAUCCGAGACAUGGAAGGGAGGAUUGUGAGUGCCCAAGCUGAUUUUGAGGAGAGGCCUACACCCGAGAAUAGAACGGAUAUCAACAAAAGCAUUGCCGAGUACAUUUGCCUCCUAAGAAUGGAGGAAGACUUUUGGCGCCAAAAGGCCAUGCUUCGAUGGCUUGCGGAGGGGGACAAGAACACGAGAUUCUAUCAAAGUUGGGUCAAGCAAAACGGAUUCGAAUGCGCAUCCAUAAGAUUAAUGUUGGGGGGCGUGAACUAUCGGAUGACGUAG
Messenger RNA from Salvia splendens (bonfire salvia), 1047 nucleotides. RefSeq lists its product as uncharacterized. Bases 1 to 1047 code for a protein of 348 amino acids. The transcript has a single exon. Lineage: Eukaryota; Viridiplantae; Streptophyta; Magnoliopsida; Lamiales; Lamiaceae. The record is from RefSeq and is a predicted model, not a curated record. Gene Ontology annotation, molecular function: catalytic activity.